Molecule: messenger RNA, 3413 nt
Organism: Spinacia oleracea (spinach)
Lineage: Eukaryota; Viridiplantae; Streptophyta; Magnoliopsida; Caryophyllales; Amaranthaceae
Exons: 12
Coding region: 962-3091 (709 amino acids)
Source: RefSeq, a predicted model, not a curated record
UGUGGGCUAUCACUACAAAAAAGAGGUACAUAUUGAGACGGAAUUAUUGUGACGGUCUAACAAAGAGUCGCAAGGAAAUUGGGGCGCGAAUAUUAAUUUGUAAAUUGCGACGCUUUAGAGAGCCGCAAAAUAUUUCGACGUUCUAAAGCGUCGCUAUUUACAAAAAAAAAGACACGUGUGUUGCACGUGUUUGUGAGGCAGCAAUGCAACUGAAUUUUUGGGCAAAAAAUCCCGCCUAACUCUCUGUUUUUUUCGCAGAAUCCCGCCUAACUCUCAACCCACCUCCCACGUUUCUCUCAACCUCCUCCCACCGACAUACCUUGCUGAAACUAACCACCCUCGUCAGAUUUCCGAUGAAUUCGUAUCUCUCCUCCUCACCUUCAGCACCGGCCAUUAACGAAUUCCAUGAAUUCCGUCUUCAACCUUUACGUUAGCAAAGUCAAAUCUCCCAGUAUAAGCUAUCUCACUCCUCAUCCUAUAAAUUCAUGAAAAAGCCCAAUUAUUGAAUUCACAAUUCGCUCAACAAAUUCAAGAUAAAUUCGUUGCUCUCUCUGGUUUUUAAUUGGAGAAAUUCAAGCAUACUCUGGUUUCUUAAUUGCUGCUUCAUCCUCGGUGUUGCCGGAUAUAUUCGCCAGUUUUCAAUUGCAGAUAGUUGGUAAUUUGGACGAUAGUUGGAAAGUGGUGAACGUCUGACUUCUUCUUCCGUGUUGUUACUACUGUAGGUUUCGCCGACCACACCGGUUCAAGGUUUCCUGUGAUUCUUUAGCGUUGUUCGUAGGUUCGUGCAUCAGUUCGUGCGUUGCUACACCGGUUCAAGGUUUCCUGCAAGUCUUUAGCGUUGUUCGUAGGUUCUGCAUCGGUUCGUACGUUGCAUAUGCUCUUUGAUACUAGAGGCUCAGGAUAUUACUGAUUUAGGCUCUCUGAAUCAAGCAGCAAAGAUCUUUAUUCUAGGAACUAAAAUAUGAGUUACAAGACUAAAAGAACAUUGGUAGCUAUUGACGAAGGGUCGAGCAUUGCUGCAUCCAAGUCCCCAAAAUCUUCUGAUCCAUCCACCCAAAACUGGGGACCGUUCAGUCCUCCAACACUUGGAGUGUCACAGACAUUUGGGACGGUAUCACAACCCAUUAAGCAACCAGUAGCUGCUAAAAAAACCAUGGUUGCACCACAAUCAUCCUUGCCUCGGCCUACUUCCAUGGUUUCAAAGCCACAACUGAAGGCAUUAUCAAAACCAUCCUUUACCCAGACAAAACCAUCCUCUAACCCAUUACAACAACCAAUUCCGCCCACUCUUACAGGAACAACACAAAGUAGAUGGUAUAAAGGACCUACGUUUCCCAAUCUGACUGAAAUUGCAACACAAAAAGCGUCAACACCGAAUCCACACCAGCCUACUAUGCAGCCUGUGUUGCAGCCUUUCAAAGCUACCUUGCAGCCUUCUUUGCAGCCUUUCAAAGCUUCCCAACAGCCUCAAACAGCUACCAAUCAGCCUCAAAAAACUACCCAUCAGCUUCACAAAGCUACACAACAGCCUCAAAAAGCUACACAACAGCCGGUAUCUUCUUUUACAAGUGUCAAACCACAUUUAGAGAAAAGAGCAUUUGUUGCACCUUUGGGAGCAACAAAACAUGUGAUGUCACAAUCUCCUACACCACCAGACACCAUGGCAAUGAAAAAGAGAACCGGGAAGCAAGAAGGUCAGUUGCCUCCAACAUACAUGCAUGUGAGUGAGAAUGCAUUUCAACCUCUGCGAUCUCCUCCAUCCAAUCAGGUUGAGAGUGAAGUUAUGCCAAACUACAACUGGGACGAAUUUGAAGAAUCGGCUUCUGAGAGUGAAAAUGAAUUUGAUCAAGGAGAAGGAAGUGAUACUGCUGUGAAGAAAGCAACACUUCGACAUCGAAUCAUUAUUCCAAAUUGGCCAGAAUCGAGGGAGUUUGAUGAGAAGGUGGAGGCUAUAGCUAUAGAUGCUGAUGGAAUACGACAUCUGGUAAAGGGACCAGUUCUGCCUCGAGACGUUUGGCAUGAUGCAAAGGGGUUCAGAUACAUUGUCAAGCUCAAUGAAUUCAACCAACCUAUUCGAAAAGGUGGGAAGAUCCUUGUGAGCUUCCUUGGAGAUAUUGCAAAAAAUGAUUCACUUUGUCCAGUGGGAGUCCCAAGUUGGCGUGCUGUGAACAAUCAGUUAAAAACUAAUGUUGUUACAAUGAUUCGGAAACAUUUUGUGUUACCUGAUGGACCUCUAGUUAACAAGGCACUAGUGAUGCGUAUUGACAAACCAUGGAACAAUCAUCGAUACAAAUUGAAGAGGGAUUUUUUCGAUCCAGUGAAUAAAUCUCGAGAAGAGAACUAUGCCAACGUGCCUGAUGGAGUGUCCACUAGGAGUUGGACGGAAUUGGUAGAUUAUUGGCUUUUACCAGAGGCCAUGGAAAAAUCUGAAAUGGGAAAAAAUGCUCGAGCUUUACAAGGCAAUAAGCACAACAGUGGUGCUACAAGCUUUGCUAAUCGAAGAGUUGAUAUGAAAGAGAAGAAAGGAGUGUUUAGCGAAUUGGCAUUUUUCAAAUCAGUUUACGCCAAAGAAGAUGGAAGCUUUAAAGAGGGCACACUUCCUCAUCAAUUUGUGGAGGAUGCCAACAAAAAGGUCCAAGAAAAUCUUGCGAGUUCCUCUUCUUCAAAGCCCGUAAUUGAAAUUGAGAAUGCAGUCUUUAAUGAGCUCAUGUAUAAAGGUGAAGUACCUAAACGUCCUCUGAAUUAUGGAUUUGGAGUGAAGCAAAGCGACAUCUUUGGAGUGGAAGGUUUGCUGAGGAAAGAAGGGUCAAGCUAUGUUAACAACAAUGCUAUGGAAGUGGAGAACAUGAAAGGUGAAAUAUCAGUUGUCAAGAAGCAAAAUGAGGACCUUGCGCAACAAAAUCAAGUUCUAAACACCAAGUUUGAAGAAACAACACAAUCAUUUAAAAUGAUUGCUUCUUUUUUGGGACAAGUUUUGAAGGAAGUACGCAAAGGGAAUGUUUCAUCGAACCUUUUAGAUGGUGCGGAAUCAGCAAUAAAUAUGAUUACUGAUGAUUCUGGUGGCAAUGGUGACAACCAGGCCGAGAAAUGAGACUUUGACACUAUUGCCAAAUGCAAGAUUAUUGAUGAUUCAAGUGGUAAUAGUAAAUGUAGAUCAAGAGAUGAACAAGUUAUCUUGAAGCUAAGCUAGCAUAACGAUAUGUUUACUUGUCCGUAGUCAGGAAGUUGUUUUUAUUUAGUUUUGGACUAUCUUGUAGAAAAAAUGAUAAUGCUAGUUAGAAAGUUAUUUGUUUUAAAAUAUCGCUUUUAUUUCAGUUUGACUAGACUCUGCGAAUUAAUUUAAUGUAUAGAUGAUUUUUAUCACUUUUCCUAAAUUAACUACUUAAGUAUAUAUGAAUCAUAGCAAGUUAAUA